Messenger RNA from Salvelinus sp. IW2-2015, 1194 nucleotides. The record is from RefSeq and is a predicted model, not a curated record. NCBI's taxonomy places the organism in Eukaryota, Metazoa, Chordata, Actinopteri, Salmoniformes, Salmonidae.
AUGGCGCCAACGGAGCUCCAGGGCCGCGCUGGUAACGAGUUCCACGUUUCGCCGAGUCUUAGCGGGACAUCCCAGCCAAGUGGCCGUCAAGUGGCAGUCUGCUCCGGCCUCGGCGCCGAAGAUUCCCCCCGGAGAGACUCGCAGUUAGAAUGGUACAGAGCAGCCGCAGCCGUUAACGUCAAACUACUCAGUCUCAAAAGGUCCAGCAAUCCCAAAGAGGACAGUAGAUGCUCAGAUGCCCGUUGCUGCUCCCACUCAGCCAGCGACCGAGACUCUGUCUCUCCCGCGGUGUCAGAAGAACUCACUGAAAGCAGCGACAAAACGGGACGGAAAACGGCAGACAGCAGCCUGACCGACGACAACGACGAUCAGUCGGACCCGGAAGCCCCUCUGGACCAGAGCUCUAUCCGGAAGAAGAAAAGUAGAACCGUUUUCAGUCGGAGUCAGGUGUUUCAGUUGGAGUCGUCGUUCGAUAUGAAACGGUACCUCAGCAGUUCUGAACGGGCAGGUAUCGCGGCCUCUCUCCACCUAACGGAAACGCAGGUGAAAAUCUGGUUCCAGAACCGACGGAACAAAUGGAAGAGACAGCUGGCGGCGGAUCUAGAGGCCGCAAACGUUUCCCGCUCGUCCCGGCGGAUAGUCAGAGUUCCGAUUCUAUAUCACGAAAGCAACACGCCCUCGACGUUGCGUUUCAACAUCGACGUGUCCCRGGUCUCCCCACCGUUGAUGAGUUUCUCAAACCCUAUGAACUAUCCCUUCUCUUCGUUCGCUCACUCCGUGAGUUUACUACUCUCGCAAAUGACCGGGUUGGUGUAAAGACCAAUUAUCGAACUUUCAUUUUUUUUUGUUCACGUCAUAUCAUCAUUUAUUCAAUUAUUGAAGAUAGGGGAAUCGUGCAAUAACAAUACCUGCAAUGGCCGCUGAAAACCAAACAAGUAAAACAGUUUGAAGAAAUGGCCUUUAGACUUACAAAUGAUCGCGGUGUUUUUAAAUGUUGUAAUUGUAAUACUUUACAUAUCUACUUGUAUUAUAUUAUCGCCUCACUAGAUAAUGAUAGUGUUGUGCCGGUCCACAUUGCUAUGUUUUUUAAUAUACACUUAUUUGUGCAAAGACUUUUAUAUUCAAAGCCAGUUUCUAACGUCACUUUUUCCCCCCACACAAUAUAGCUCUAAAUAAACGAAUCACAAGAUAUGA